Molecule: messenger RNA, 937 nt
Organism: Penaeus monodon (black tiger shrimp)
Lineage: Eukaryota; Metazoa; Arthropoda; Malacostraca; Decapoda; Penaeidae
Product: translation initiation factor IF-2-like
Biological process (GO): cell-cell adhesion; cell-matrix adhesion; integrin-mediated signaling pathway
Cellular component (GO): external side of plasma membrane; integrin complex
Molecular function (GO): integrin binding
Source: RefSeq, a predicted model, not a curated record
UUCGGCUUCAGCAUCGACGGCGGAAUUGACAUGGACGACAACGGCUACCCUGAUGUCCUAGUCGGCGCCGCUACGUCGGACAGUGCAGUGUUCAUCAGGUCGGCCCCGGUGCUGGCGGUCGAGGGCGCGGUGACCUUCGCCCCGCCCGAGGUCAGUCUGGGCAACAGGUCGUGCAGCGUGGGCGGCGCGCGGGCGCGCGGGGAAGCCGUCGUCUGCCUCCGGGUGGAGGUCGCCCUCGCCUUCGCCGCCGUCCGGGGGGCGGGGGCUCAGCCCGUCGACGUCACGCUGCAGCUCGACCCCAAGCAAGGCAGACUCGUCUUCGUGAGCCACGAGCAGAGCCAGAUAAGCUACCGAGCGAACCUGAGCGCCGGGGGCGGACCCGCCGACGUCAGGACGUUUGAGGUCUACGUCCUGCCCGGACGCCCGCGGAUCGAUUUGCCCCUGGCAGCUGCGGCAAGCGUAGCCCUUCUGCCCUCGCAGGUGGAUCCGCAGGUGGGGUCAGAGGCCGCGGGUGAAGGGCCGCGCGUGCCACCUGUCCUCGCCCUGAACCGCCCCCCCCCUUCAUCCGGGGGCCCAGCCGACUAAAUUGCGUGCCCCCUGACCUGCUUCUCCGCCCCGGACCUCUCGCUCGCGGGCCGGCCGGGGGGGCCCGAGGGCCGGGCCCAUCGCGGUGGACUGUCCGGGGGCGGCGCCGCGGCCCCGGCGGUGCGGCUGGCGCUCUCCUUCCCGGCGGCGCUCUCCUUCCGCCGCGUGUCCAGCCCCCGCCUGCCGCCGCAGUGCCAGCCCUCGGCGGCGGGGCCCUCGGACCGCAGGACGGUGCUCUGUGGCUUCCAGUCGGAGCUUCGGCGGGCCCAUGAAGGGAGUCCGGGCCGAGCUCCAGGGGGCGGGUCUUGGGGCGGGGCCACGGGGGGGGGUGCUUGGGGCGGGGGCCCACGGG